Messenger RNA from Hevea brasiliensis (rubber tree), 1658 nucleotides. RefSeq lists its product as uncharacterized. Gene Ontology annotation, molecular function: structural constituent of ribosome. The record is from RefSeq and is a predicted model, not a curated record. Lineage: Eukaryota; Viridiplantae; Streptophyta; Magnoliopsida; Malpighiales; Euphorbiaceae. Gene Ontology annotation, biological process: translation. Gene Ontology annotation, cellular component: ribosome. The coding region runs from base 101 to 1531 and encodes 476 amino acids. The transcript is spliced from 5 exons.
AAACCCCAUCGACCAACUGUGCCUGUGCCAGUGCCACCCUUCUUCUUCACUCUCAUACCCUAGUCCAGUAAACAUCAUUUUUUCACCUUCUUAACCUUUAAUGGCUCUCUCUAUCGCCAGACCCAAACGCAGAUCCCUUACUAACCCUUCUCUCAUCCACUUCUUUUCUACUUCUUCGUCGUCGUCGUCGUCGUCGUCCACAACCCCACCCAGCGACCAAUUUACCGAUCAAGAUGCCAACGAUUCUCAUUCGCAACCACCACCACCACAGCAACAACAAGCCUCGUUUUCUUCUUUCUUCCCUGAUGUCAAAGCCAGCCUCAAGCAACAGAUGCAAAACCCACAAUCCCAAAACCGACUAAAUAGACCCAACUUGCCUCCUCUUAGAGAACCGUCGAACGUCAAUCCUUCUAUCUCGGGACCGGCAAGAAAAAUUGCUUCUAUUGAAGAAAUAAGAAAGAAUCUCGCGGAGUUCCGUCGUAGAUCCUCUGUUCCGCCCCCAACUGAAUCCAAAACUUCAGGAUCUCCUUACUCUGAACAACAGCAGCAGCAGCAGCAGCAAAUCUCGUUCCAAGAACUAUACAAUCGAAGUAUGAUUAGAAAGUCAGAGGAUGGUUUGGGCAGUAUUGAAGCCAAUAAUAACUAUAACCCCGUUUCUGGGAAGCUGUCAUUUCAAGCAAUUAGAGAGAGUUUACGACAGAUGAGGUCCAAAGCAUCCACAAACGCUGGUAAAAGGAGUGAAGACGCAAUGUCGUUUUCGGCUUUAAAGGACAGAUUGAAACUAAAACCCAUGAAUGAAAAUGAAUCGAUGAACUCCACUGUGAUUGGUGGGACCGAGGGACUGCCACUGCCGGCUUUUGGAAAGGAGGAUGCCAGUGUUAAACAGGGAGCGAGUACAGAAUUUGUGAAAAUGUAUAACUAUGGAGAGUUGGGGCAGAAGUUGAGGACUCUGCGGCCAGAGGUGAAGGAGGGUGAAAAGAAUUGGUUUUCGUUGGAGGAGUUGAAUGAGAGGUUGAGGAAGUUGAGGGAAAUGGAGGAGAGGGAGACUGAAUCCAGGAUUGGUGGUAUAUCUUUUAAGGAUUUGAGACAGUGCUUGGUGCGACUUAAGCAGUCGGACGAGGAGAAGGCCAAGAAUUCAAUCGAAAGACUAAAUCUCUUGGGUCAGUGGGGUACCACUCCAGAUUUGAUGAAGCAUCCUCCGAAGGAGCACUUAGUUGAAAAGUAUUUCCAUCCAGAUAAUAUGUCUUCUGCAGAGAAAUUGAAAACUGAGCUUGCCAAGGUUAGAGAAGAAUUUAAAAUGUCGGAGUCAGAUUGCGGAUCCGCACGUGUUCAAGUGGCACUGCUGACAACUAAGAUCAAGCACCUAUCUUCAGUUCUUCACAAAAAGGAUAAACACUCUCGAAAGGGUCUUCUAGCAAUGGUACAAAGGAGAAAGAAGUUGUUGAAGUAUCUACGAAGAACCGACUGGGAUUCUUACUACAUUGUUCUCUCUAAACUUGGCCUCCGAGACAAUCCAGAUUACAAGAAUUAGAAUAGACUGGGCAGUAUGAUACAACCUCAUUGUUGUUUUUGUUUUCGAAUCAAGGUAGUUAAAUGUACUCAAUUUUUUUUUUUAAUAAUUCUUGCAUAAUUGGAUAAUGCUCUGAUUAUUUUCCUUC